AUGUCGUCAUCUCCACUCGCUUAUAUGUCGAAUAUAAUUGGUAACAAGAGAAACGAAACUAAGAGGAUAAGGCGAUUGAAAAUGAACAAUGAACUAGUCUUGAGGAUUUUGAGUAUCCCGUACCUUUUUCCUUCAUUGUGCAAUUGUUUGACUUUCGUAUUCUCAUAUUUGUUACACGUUAAUUAUAUAGGAUCGACGAACGCUCUGGCUUGUACCGUACAUGGUACGGACGACGUGCUGACGGCUAUCCUGGAGAUCGCUCUGAACGACAACUGCGGUGUCGACUUAUGUUCCAUUCACUGUGGCGACCGGUUUUUCAAAUUCGCUUGCACCGCUGUCGCGUACGGUUAUUUCGGGGAUGUCUUGAAAGGCAGCGAAAUGCUGCGUUGCUUUGGACCUUCUCGUUAUUUGAUAUCUGGUUCGUUUUACGUUUUUAUUGCAGAUUUAUCGUAA
This is a messenger RNA of Soboliphyme baturini, 453 nucleotides long. The record is from the annotation of a GenBank genome assembly. NCBI's taxonomy places the organism in Eukaryota, Metazoa, Nematoda, Enoplea, Dioctophymatida, Soboliphymatidae.